Fonsecaea erecta is the source of this 1062-nucleotide messenger RNA. RefSeq lists its product as hypothetical. Gene Ontology annotation, cellular component: cytoplasm. Lineage: Eukaryota; Fungi; Ascomycota; Eurotiomycetes; Chaetothyriales; Herpotrichiellaceae. Gene Ontology annotation, molecular function: 2-oxoglutarate-dependent dioxygenase activity. The record is from RefSeq and is a predicted model, not a curated record. The transcript has 4 exons. Bases 1 to 1062 code for a protein of 353 amino acids.
AUGGCGACCGCGUCAGCACCUACCGCCCUGAAGGGCGCCGUGGGAGCGUACAAGGACAUCCAAACCGUGAGUUUCUCUAAGGAAAAGGAACUGAAAGGCACCGAGAAGUUUGCUGCGGCGAGUUUCCCAAGUUAUCUCCCCGUCUGGGACAAUGAGAAGGGUGAACUAUAUCCGCCUUUAGAACCAUUCGAGCAUUAUGAGCAUGGAAAAGACGCCGACCCGUCAUUCAAGAACCUUUUGAAGGCCGGCAGCCAGAUUGAAAACAUCACCGCCUCGAUUGGUGCCGAGGUGACUGGCGUUCAACUGUCUCAGCUCGACAACAAAGGCAAAGAUGAACUGGCUCUCUUGGUUGCUCAGAAGAAGGUCGUCGCUUUCCGAGACCAGGACUUUGCUUCUCUGCCUAUCGAGAAGGCCUUGGAGUUUGGGCGUGGUGCUCCAGAGGGCUUCCCUGAAGUCCACCUUGUCCACCGUGGUGCUGAUGACAAGUCCUUCCUCGACUUCCUGACCAGCCGAACCAACUCCAUCGCGUGGCACAGUGAUGUGACAUAUGAGAACCAGCCUCCGGGGACCACAUUCUUGUAUGCCCUCGACGUCCCCGACGCGGGUGGCGAUACCCUGUUCUGCAAUAUGGUCAAAGCCUAUGAACGCCUCUCUCCCGCCUUCCAGGAACGCCUGGCAGGUCUGCAGGCCGUCCACUCGGGGUAUGAACAGGCCACGGCCGCCAAAAACCGUGGAAGCAUCUAUCGUCGCGCACCCGUCUCUUCGAUCCAUCCGAUCGUGCGGACCCAUCCAGCGACCGGCGAGAAGGCUCUGUAUGUCAACCCUCAAUUCACCAGAUACAUUGUCGGGUUCAAACAGGAGGAAAGCGAUUAUCUCUUGAAGUUCCUGUAUGACCAUAUCGCCCUGAGCCAGGAUAUCCAGUGCCGCGUCCGAUGGAAGCCCGGCACCGUCGUUGUUUGGGACAACCGCGUCACAACACACUCUGCUUUGAUUGAUUGGCAAGAUGGCCAGCGUCGACACAUUGCACGCAUCACCCCGCAAGCAGAGCGCCCGUCUGAAUAG